Penicillium arizonense is the source of this 1179-nucleotide messenger RNA. RefSeq lists its product as uncharacterized. The coding region runs from base 1 to 1179 and encodes 392 amino acids. Gene Ontology annotation, cellular component: multivesicular body. The transcript is spliced from 4 exons. NCBI's taxonomy places the organism in Eukaryota, Fungi, Ascomycota, Eurotiomycetes, Eurotiales, Aspergillaceae. The record is from RefSeq and is a predicted model, not a curated record. Gene Ontology annotation, biological process: late endosome to vacuole transport via multivesicular body sorting pathway.
AUGAAUAACAUCCCAGCUGGACUACGGUCCGCCGACAUUGGGCGCUUCGCCAUCCGGGCUGCCCAGAUCGAAAAGGCCAAACCGGUGGUUGCCUACUGGUGCAAUUUCCAUAUCGUGAAUCAAAUCAUUGAAAGGGGCCUCCACAAUUCCGACGAUGAGAUCAUGCAAUACACCACCAAUCUGGUGGAUAAAUUGGAGCAGUUCAAAGUUGAGCACCCAGGGGAUGAGACGGUGACAGAUGAGGUCGCAGCGAGUGCCUAUGUCGAGCAAUUUGGACUGGAAGUCUUUGGUCGCGCUGAAGCUGCCAUGAACGCCAACAAAGUCACAAAGCAAACAGCAGAUACAUUCCAGGCAGCAGCUACUUUUCUUGAACUAUGCUCAAUUUGGGGUGCCGACCCGGAGAUAGCUGGGCGCAUCAAGUUCGCCAAAUUCCACGCCCUUCGCAUCGUAAAGGCCUUCAAAGCUGGCGAAGACCCCAAUGAGACGAAUCCCGCACCGAAACAAGAAGAUGAGCUCAUUGACGAUCCCGAGGUGCAAGCAUUCGAUGAGUCGGUCGCAGAACAUGCCUCCAAACCAACACAGCCAUCGAUCGAAGAGAUCCCAGACGAGUCAGACCGUCUUGGACGAGACCUAGCGCGCAAGUCAACCCUAGACGAGUCGCUUCAUCCGUCCCGCACUUCAUCAGCACCCCGUCCAACGGUCACCUCCGAGCCUGAGAUCCCCUCCGUCCCAAGCAACGCACCUGGCUCUCCCCCUCAGUCAAUGGAUAUCGACAACUCCGGUCCAGGCCUAGAACUCCCAGAUACCCCAGCAACGAUUGGAGGACCCUCCUCAAGACCAGGCCCUAACCUCCCAGAUACCCCCACAGCCUUCCAAUCAUUCCCCCCACCAUCCACCAACCCAUCCGUAAACCCGGCUUCUUUCUAUGAUCCCUCCAACAACGCUAGCGCGCAUCUUCCACCCCCGGCUGCUCCGCCAGCUGCACCGGCCCCAGCUGCUUACACACCUUCCGCGCCUGCACCUUAUGUACCCCCUCAGCCGUCCCAUGGAAUAGACGAUAACACGGUUCAGUUGGCGCAGAAGCAUGCUCGCUGGGCUGUCUCUGCGUUGACAUUUGAUGAUGUUGAUACCGCCAUUAAGGAGUUGAAGAACUCGCUCAAGUUACUCGGUGCGUCGUGA